Manis javanica (Malayan pangolin) is the source of this 934-nucleotide messenger RNA. It is a transcript of the gene ID3, whose product is annotated as inhibitor of DNA binding 3. Gene Ontology annotation, molecular function: transcription regulator activity; protein dimerization activity. Gene Ontology annotation, cellular component: nucleus; cytoplasm. The record is from RefSeq and is a predicted model, not a curated record. Lineage: Eukaryota; Metazoa; Chordata; Mammalia; Pholidota; Manidae. Gene Ontology annotation, biological process: negative regulation of transcription by RNA polymerase II; cell differentiation; circadian regulation of gene expression.
AAGCGUUCGCGUAUUACAAGCUGCGCUAGGGGUCUUUUAGUUUCUGCUGUUCAGCACCUCCAACCUCAUUCUUCAAUAUGAAGGCGCUGAGCCCAGUUCGCGGGUGCUACGAAGCGGUGUGCUGCCUAUCGGAACGCAGCCUGGCCAUAGCGCGAGGCCGUAGCAAGGGCCCCGCAGCUGAGGAGCCGCUGAGCCUGCUCGACGACAUGAACCACUGCUACUCGCGUCUGCGGGAGCUGGUACCCGGAGUCCCGCGAGGCACUCAGCUUAGCCAGGUGGAAAUCCUGCAACGCGUCAUCGACUACAUCCUUGACCUGCAGGUGGUCCUGGCUGAGCCUGCCCCUGGACCCCCAGACGGCCCGCAUCUUCCCAUCCAGACAGCUGAGCUCGCUCCGGAACUUGUGCUCUCCAACGACAAGAGGAGCUUCUGCCACUGACCUGGCCGCCCUGGCGCCUCCAGAACGCAGGUGCUGGCGCCGGUUCCGUGUGGGACCCCGGGACCUUCUAUGGCCGGAAGCCCGAGGGCAUGGAUGGGCCCCAACCUCGCCCUGCCCACUUGACUUCCCCAAACCCUUGCCUCGAGGCUGGACCUGGCGCCCGGGAGCGAAGGACUGUGAACUUGGGUGGCCUAAAGAGCUGGGCACCAGCUGGGCCAUGUCACCCAGCUCCCACACAACCCCCAAGUUUUAAAGACUGCCUUUCGGUGUGUGGAGGUGUUGGGGAUGUGUCUGUUCUCCUAACUGCCAAGGCAGCGGUAGAGCUGGUCUUCUGGUCUCCUUGGAGAAAGGCUCUUGUUGCCCUGAUUAUGAACUCUAUAAUAGAGUAUACAGCUUUUGUACCUUUUUGCAGGAAGGUGACUUUCUGUAACCAUGUGAUGUAUAUUAAACUUUUUAUAAAAGUUAACAUUUCGCAUAAUAAACGGUUUUUAAACACU